UUACCACUGCUGAGCACAACUGCUUUCCAGGCGGGUGGAAAAACCUAUGUAAUUGUAAAUGUCAUGUGUCUAUAUCUCCCAUGUCGGGUCAUACUCCUUCAGAACACCUUUGGUUGGAAGUUACAGACAGUUUAGAAGUUGACAGGCGCAUGUUAAUGUACGCUGAAAUGAUACCAGGUUCAAACCAUUUAGCCUUUAUCCCAAGGAAAGGAAUAGAAAAGGAAUGUUGCACAUUAUACAGACAACACAAACCCAGAACUGAGAAGAUCUGCCACUUUUCUGGACCAAACAAUAGGAAACAUAGCAAAUCCCCCUGCCUCGGGGCCUGUCUUAGAUUUUGUUUCAAGAACCGGGGGAAGAUGGAGCAAAGAGAGCAAGCAGUCGAAUGUCCUGUUGAUGGCACCGAGGGGAGACUGAGGGAACUGGCAUUUAAGUGGUUCAUAGAGACGCAAGUGCAUCUUAUUGUCCACAACGGCUUCUUCCCCACAUGGUUCCUUGGCUUCAUCACCAGAAAGGAUGCUGAAGAAAUACUGAGAGAAAAGGAGCUGGGUUGUUUUUUGAUCCGCCUCAGUGACAAGGCCAUCGGGUACAUACUGUCUUACAGAGGCAGGGAUCGGUGUCGGCACUUUGUGAUAAACCAAAGUGAAUCAGGACAGUUCAUCGUCUGUGGAGACACUGAGGCACAUGCUACUGUCUCUAAUCUCAUCGAAUACUACAAAACAAGUCCUAUUGAGCCGUUUGGAGAGUAUCUGACAUCUUCAUGUUAUGAGACUCUGAAUGAAGACCUGUAUGAUACCAUUCAGUUCAGCCCCAAAGAAAAGCCCGUGGCCACUGUCAGAGCUGUAAAGCAUGUGGCCAAAAAGCCCAUUAACACUCAGAGCUCAGAGCAGCCACCUACACGGCCACCAAAGAGCAAGAAGACACUGGAGGAAGUGCCUCCUUUGCCUCGGAGGAGCAGACAUCUUGAGAAUGGCCUCCUCGAUGAUCAGGACAGGGUUCUGUAUGCUCAACUCAGGAAGCAAGUACCCAGGGAGGCAGCUAGAGAGCAGGCAAUCUGUCAGGACAAUUUCCCUGCAGAAAAUCCAAGAAGGGAUGAGAGAUGCACCACCCUGGAUCAGCACUUGAGCAGAAGUGGAUCACCACCAGACUCUAUUUACUCUGAACUUGAAAUGCUGGACAGCAGGAGCAAGUCUCUGCCUCUUCUGGCCAGUAGCUAUGAUGGUGAGCAGUCUUACAGGCUGAGUGUGCCUCCACAAACACCACCAAGACUGUCUCCGAGGCCCAUCAGACAAGCCCACAGCCACGGCCUGGCUUCAGAGGCAGCCGACUCCUACAGUAGACCCACCAGCAGCCACAGCCUGGACUACCUGAGCGACACCGCUAUCUAUCACCUGGCUGGCCGGCCCGGUAGCCCACACACUCCUUCCACCGACGCUCACUCAUCUCCAGAGCACCACUGUGACUCGCUGUAUGCUGAGGUCUCCGCUGAAGGCAUCAUUGUUGAUCACUUUGCUAAUACGUAUGAACAGAUUCCAGGCCACAAAGACACAGCCAGGCCUAAACCCAACGGCAAGGCUCAUGAAGCUCUGGACGACAUCAGACCCAAGCAAAACCACUCCUCCUGGGGAUUAAAGAACGACAAAUGGAAAUGGCUCUUCCCUGAUGCCAAAAGGAAAUGGUGAAGGAGAUGACCUGAACUGCCACUGAAGAAACAUUUACAAAUUCUACCACUUCCACUUGACACUAUUUUUUAAUAUGUCCUCUGUGAACGCUAUUGUACUGU
Sphaeramia orbicularis (orbiculate cardinalfish) is the source of this 1783-nucleotide messenger RNA. Its product is annotated as SH2 domain-containing protein 7-like. The transcript has 8 exons. Gene Ontology annotation, cellular component: cytoplasm. NCBI's taxonomy places the organism in Eukaryota, Metazoa, Chordata, Actinopteri, Kurtiformes, Apogonidae. The coding region runs from base 81 to 1682 and encodes 533 amino acids. The record is from RefSeq and is a predicted model, not a curated record.